AUGGAUACGUCAGAUUACAAUGAUAAAAUUCAACAACUAUUAUCGGAUGAAAGCACUUACACAAAUAUCAAAGCCGAUCCAACUAACAAGGUUUUGAAAAUUACUACUAAUCUAAUCAAAAAGUACUCCGAGUCGUUGAAUCUAGACGUCAAAUCUUUGAUUCCUUCUUGUCCAAAACCACCUAAGCUGUAUGGUUUGCCAAAAAUACACAAGGCUGAUGCUCCACUCCGUCCAAUUGUCAGCCAGAUCGACUCACCAACCUACAGACUGGCUAAACAUGUUGCCCAUGUACUUUCGCCACUGCGUGGACAAACCAGAGCACAUACACGGGAUUCGUACCACUUUGUUAAUGAGAUCAAACAUCUACAUCUCAGUGACAAUGAAACUAUGGUUAGUUUUGAUGUGCAAUCACUCUUUACAUGCUUACCGGUUGAAGAUUGCAUUAGUAUUGUGUCAAGAAAGCUGAAGGAAAAUGACAUGCCGAUAGAAUAUGCUGACCUUCUCAAGCAUUGCCUUACAUCUGGCUACAUGUUGUGGAAUAAUCAGUUCUACAAGCAAGUAGAUGGCGUAGCGAUGGGUUCACCAGUAUCCCCCGUUGUUGCCGACAUAUUUAUGGAGGACUUCGAGGAAACUGCUCUGCGUACCUCGCCCAUAACACCCAGGUUCUACAAACGGUAUGUAGAUGAUACUUUCACAAUAUUACCAUCUGAUAAAGUAUCCAUAUUCUUACAACAUCUUAACUCCAUAAAUUCCAAAAUUCAAUUCACAAUGGAGUUGGAGGCAAAUAAAUCUUUAGCUUUCUUAGAUGUAUUAGUCAUCCGUAAUCCCAACAAUACCUUAAGCCAUACAGUGUAUACAAAGCAUACCCAUACGGAUAGGUACUUAAACGGCGAAUCACACCAUCAUCCUACACAGUUAGCUACCGUGGGUAAAUCUUUGUUUCAGAGAGCACGAGGGAUCUGCGAUGAGCGACACCUGGAGACCGAACUUCAACAUGUCAAGCAAGUACUGCGAGACAACAAGCUUCGGGUACCGCGUCCUCAUCGCAGUGAACGUGUGAAACCAGCCACCGUCGAACGAGUACCUGCUGUGCUACCUUUUAUGAAAGGGGUCACUGACAAGAUUGGCUUCAUCUUAAAGCGAGCUUCUAUAAAAACUUUUUUCAAGCCGCCAAAAACGAUAAGUCAAUUUUUACCAUCUGUCAAGUGUCAUAUACCCUUACAAGAUGCAGGAGUAUACAAGCUUGAUUGUGACUGUGGUCUCUCUUAUAUAGGACAAACAAAACGAUCGAUCAAAACUCGCGUUAAGGAACAUAUAGCUGACUUAAAACAUCGUCGCUAUACUAAGUCCGCAAUCUGUGAACACAGUCUAGACACAGCUAGCCAUUAUAUUAGAUUCGAUAAACCACAGAUCCUCGCAAAAGAACACCGAUUCCAACCAAGGAUGAUCCGUGAGGCUAUUGAAAUUAAAAAACAUCCAAAUUUCAAUAGAGAAGAUGGCUGGCAAUUACCACCUGCUUGGGACCCCAUUAUUAAUAUAAUUAAAUCAAAAACCAAGCAUAAUUCACCACAGAUUAAAGACUCAAUUAGCACAAUUUAUCAUCCCAGAGCCUCUAGUUCGCGGGAGCCUGAAUCGCGCCAGGCCCGCAGACAAUUAGCAGAUAAUAAUAGAGAUAUCGUACAGUUAGAUAAUUUAGAAUUAGAAAGUUUAGAAUUAAAUAGUUUAAUAAUGACGCAAUACAACCCAGACGAAAUUUUCAAGGCCCUUCGUCUUGUCCCGGAAUUUGACGGAAACCCUAACAUCCUCACUCGGUUUAUUAAAAUCUGUGACUCCUUGGCUGCACAAUACCUUAGCAAUACACCCGGUAGCGAGUUUUCAAAUCUUUGUUUAAUUAAUGGAAUUCUAAAUAAAAUAACUGGGACCGCUGCAUGUACUAUUAAUUCUAAUGGUAUACCCGAAAACUGGCUAGGCAUAAGAACAGCCCUCAUUAAUAAUUUCUCAGAUCAGCGUGAUGAAACCGCUUUAUAUAAUGACCUCUCCAUAGCAAUUCAAGGCAACCGGACGCCACAAGAGUUUUAUAAUCAUUGCCAAACUUUAUUUAGCACCAUUAUGACUUACGUGACUUUACAUGAAACUAUACCGACCACAAUUCAGGCAAAACGAGAUCUUUACAAGAAAGUUACGAUGCAGGCAUAUGUACGUGGAUUAAAAGAGCCGCUAGGUUCCCGCAUACGAUGCAUGCGCCCAGACACUAUAGAGAAAGCUCUUGAAUUCGUUCAAGAGGAGUUGAACGUUAUGUAUUUACAACAACGUGACUCCCAAAAAGUACCUUUAACCCCUAAAGUACCUUCUACAUUACCCCCAAUGGCUUUUACUCCUGCAAGACCGCAUAAUACCGCUAUACCUAAUUGGCCAGCCCCAAUGAGUCAGCGCCCUACGGGACCCCCACCGCAACCUUUUAAAUUCCCUAUACCCGGACAGCAUCAAUCACGCAUGCCAACUAACACACAAAGAAUGUUCGCUGCACCUCCACCUAAUUAUAACCCCCGUAGUAACAUCUUUAGACUACCACCCCGAAAUAAUCCACCUCAAGGUCCUCAACCUAUGAGUGGUGUUCAACGUUUCACACCAAAAAAUUUACCUUUAAAUAAUAAUCCACAGCCAUCGAAUUAUUUUAAACCGAGGGAAAUGAAUAUCAAUGAAUGUGCAACAUAUGACGACUCGUAUUACAGCUAUUAUCAACCGGAGUAA
Molecule: messenger RNA, 2751 nt
Organism: Melitaea cinxia (Glanville fritillary)
Lineage: Eukaryota; Metazoa; Arthropoda; Insecta; Lepidoptera; Nymphalidae
Exons: 2
Coding region: 1-2751 (916 amino acids)
Source: RefSeq, a predicted model, not a curated record